AUGGCUCAUUGGAGUCUCAUGGCCCCACUCUACGCGCACUCCACCUCCUUACUGCUCCUUCAACCUCCUCCUCUUCGCCUUCCCGCACGCUCUUUCCUCGCCGCCUUCCCGCCCCUCACCAUGCACUGCGCCGGCCCCCCGCCACCGCUCUCCAACACCUUCCCCCCCGCGCCCGCCCUGCGCGCCAUGCCAAUGCCCUCCGCCCCCUCGCCUUGGCCUGCCUUUCCGUCACCCGCCCCUCGCAGCGUCGCGUGCAGCCCUUCCGCUGCCUCGCUUGCUGCGACCGCUGCUGCCCGUACUGCCGACCACGCCGCACGCCUCGAGAAGCACGCUUGUCGGCCGCUCUCGUGGCUCGCUGGCCACGACUCCCUACGCGCCGCUUCCCCCAUACUACCGUACCUAUCUGCACGUCACCUCCUUGCCCCGCGCGCGCCCUCCGCCACGAGCAGCAGCCCCCCCUACUCCGCGCGCUCAUGCGUGGUGGGAUCCGACUGGGGGAGCAAUGCGGAUAAUGCUCAGGGGAGGGGCGGCCACGUGGGGAAGAAGGAGGUGGCGGACGUGGGGGGGAUGGGAGGUGCAGCGAUGAGGUGA
Closterium sp. Naga37s-1 is the source of this 591-nucleotide messenger RNA. NCBI's taxonomy places the organism in Eukaryota, Viridiplantae, Streptophyta, Zygnematophyceae, Desmidiales, Closteriaceae. The record is from the annotation of a GenBank genome assembly.